Molecule: messenger RNA, 1307 nt
Organism: Oryza sativa Japonica Group (Japanese rice)
Lineage: Eukaryota; Viridiplantae; Streptophyta; Magnoliopsida; Poales; Poaceae
Source: RefSeq, a predicted model, not a curated record
ACUCCCUCAGCGGUUUUGGAGGGUGGUUUUGCUGAUGUGGCGCUGAUGUGGUGACGUUGACCUGGUCUUAGUCUCACGUGGCGCUUAUGUGGCAUUGGAAUUAAAAAAUAUAUGUAGAGCCCACGUGUCAUCAUCUCUCUCCAAUUCUUCUUCCUCCUCUUUCUCUCUCCCUUAUCUCUCUCUUUUCUUUUCCCCUUCGGCCGUGGCGGCGGUGGGCGGCGAGCGGGUGAGGGCCGGAGCGGCAGCGGAGGGUGUGUCGGCCGAUUCCCCUUCCCUUCCUUGGCUCGCCGAAAUCCCUAAUCCCCAUGCCGCAUUUCGCCUCUCCCCGCGCACAACCUCCGCAUCGCACGCCGCUGGCCUCUGCACGUUCGGCGAAGGCGGAUACAGCCGGAGCACCUCGUUUAGCAUGCACCCCAUCUUGGUGAGCUUUUCCAUCACCGCCGCGUCCAUGGGGCCCGACCAACCGGUCACCUCCUCCACCUCCUUCAUGCCGCCGCCUUCACGCCGCCGCCGCGAGUCGAUAAUGUCGAGCAGGAGCGCGUCGAUCUUGCGGCCCACCUUCCACGCCUCGUAGGUGGCGCGGAUAUGGAGGAGGCUGGCGAGCGGGACGCCGACGAGACGCGCGCGUGGAGUGGAACAGCAUCGCCUGCAGCUUUGUGGAAGACCGUGGCGUCGGCGGCGGCGAUGCUGAAGUUGGCCUUGGCGAUGAUCUCGGCGGCGUUCCGGACAACGCCCUUCUCGAUGUCGAUGCAGCUGUGUCCCAACGCCACCAUGUCGCUCCACUCGCCGAGCAUCUUCGACGUCGUCUCCUCCAUCACGCCGAUCGUGUCCUGCAUCAUCAACAACAGGCACAUAUGUAGCCAUCAAUUAGAAUCAUGUAGAAUAGUGCACGUGUUCUUGUGCAUGGAGAGAAUGAAUUAAUUGGUUGAUUACGUUGAGGUUGGUGGCGGAGAAGGCAGGGGCGAUGAUGCAGCGGUGGCGAGCCCACUCGUCGCCUUCGGCCAUGAUGCGGCCUCUCCCGAACAUGGCCACAUGGGCAUGCGGUCGUGGCGGAAGACGGCGGGCUUGCCCUAGAGCUUGCCGAAGGCGCCGACGGUGUCGGCCUCGUAGGCGGCGCCCUCGCAGACGACUUGGCUAUGCAUCGUGGCGGCGGUUCGGCGACGAGCUCGAGCUGGGCUCGGGUGGUGACGACGACGGCUUGGGCGGAUGAAGACGGCGUCUUCGGUGGUGGACGACGCCGGGGCACCGACGGUGGCGAGGUGGAGACACCCACGACAGGGAGUCGAGGCUCCAUGACGCCGACGUGA